UGACUCCUACAAGUUUUUACGCCCUAAGCUUGGGCCCUAUUAGCGAAUCACUUAAAACUGUAUUACUAUAAAGAAUAUGCUGUUAGUACUUUUCAAGCUUUCUAUAAGUUCAGUAUAUUGUGCAUCUUUUAAAAGGUGACUUUAAUCUACCUGAUAUUUUUUGGUCUCCUCCUACUGACUCAUUUGUCGCUAUGCCGUUAUCAGCCCAUGAAUUUGUGGAUGGCCUUUUAGAAUUAUCUUUACAGCAAAUGGAUAGUCCCAAACUUGUAUAUGCAUUCUUGACUGUACUAGCUACUGUGCAACUGUUUGAGGGUUUUAUUAAAGCGGAUGUCGAUCUAUCUACACUCAAUGCAAUAUCAGAUGUUAGAUUGCCAGAUGAAAUUGUGCCCCUUAACUAUGGUCUUUAUAUUGAACCCAAAAUGGAAAACGAAAAUUUUACUGGACUAGUCAAAAUUUCACUAAAAUGGAUUAAAGAUACAAAAAAGGUGCAUUUCCAUGCAUAUACUAACCUUUUGAUUGAUGUAAAAAAAAUCAAACUGAGCAGAUUGAAUUUGGAAAAUAAGACAACUGUCGAAAGCCUUACAGUUUUAAAGGGCGGUCGACUUCCUCGAAAGGAUAUAUUUGUUUUAUAUCUUAAGGAUUAUGUUAAAAAGGAUUCUGAGUAUUUUCUAGAAAUUCCUUUUGAGGGAAAUAUUUUAGAAGCUGAGGAGGGACUUUUUAAGGGCUAUUAUACCAAUUUGUCAAAAAAUGGUCAAGAGGUUUAUUUGGCAACUAACCUGAAACCAACUUAUGCACGACGUGUGUUUCCAUGCUUCGAUGAACCAGGAAUAAAGGUCCCAUUCAAUGUAUCAAUUGCCAGACCUCAGGAAUACACAACACUUUUCAAUACUCGACUUCAUCAUACAAUUCAACACCCUGUAAUACAUGGGUACUGGCUGGAUUAUUUUUAUAAUACUCCACCCAUAUCUACGUGUGCAUUUGGUUUUGUUAUAUCAAAGCUUGAAAUGUGGAAUCAAGCCAAAAUGUUACAGUCACACAGCACCCCUACCUUUUACAUUUGGAACAAUAACCUGCCCUCAGUAAUUUUAUUGGAUGUCCAAAACAAACUUACUACUGCAUAUAAAGCGAUAAACAAAUAUUUGAAUACACCAUUGUCAACUGCAAAGGUUGAUGUAAUUGCCAUACCAGAUCUAAAUACAGUUCGAUUUGCUAGUACAUAUGGCAUUCUAAUAGUAAGAGAGUCUGAAUUAUUAAAAACUGGUGUUUUUGCCAUGUGUCGAGAACUUGUUUAUCAGUGGAUUGGAAUAUGGAUAACACCCGAUUGGUGGACUGAUAACAUUGUAAAUAAAGCGCUUGCUAAUUAUAUAGCCUCAGAAAUCAUGCUUGACAUAAAUGACGGAGUAGAAUUUAAUGGAAAAUAUCCCAUGACGAUUCUUUACUCAUUGUACUAUGAAUUAAGCAAGAGGUAUCCCCACUCUCGUUUAACAGGAAUGAAGCACGAGUCCAGGUUUUCUAAAAUUGAGCUCAUUGUUCGAAUGCUUAGGCUCGCUUUAGGAGAAAGAACUUUUAAAAUUGGAAUUCAUCGAUUUAUUAGCGAUUUUAAAAGUAAAGCGUAUAAAGCAUCUGACCUUUGGAAUACACUUUCUAAGCAAGCAAUAGAAGAUGAAGUGCUUGAUAGUUCUUUUAGUAUAUUGGAUAUUGUUGAGUCUUGGCUAAACCUCGAUCGGCUUCCACUCAUCACUAUUAAUCGAGACUACAACUCAGGAACUGCAAGUGUACAGCAAAAAGUGUAUCUUCGGGAAAGGCCUCAUGAUGUACCCAAUCAGGAUAAAAUGCUUUGGUGGAUACCUAUUGCGCUAGCACGGCAAGACACUUUAAAUUUUGCAAAAUAUUGUCCAUGCAUAUGGAUGAAUAAGACAAAGGAAUUGCAAAUUUCAAACAUGCCAAUCAAAAAUAUGUUUAUAAUUGCAAAUCCAGAGGAAAUCGGUCCUUUCCCGGUUAACUAUGAUCAACAAAAUUGGAAUAUGUUGUCGAUUUAUCUAAGGACAGAAGACAAAAGAGAACAUAUACCAAUAUAUACAAGAGCCAAACUACUUCAUGACGCCUGGAAUUUAGCUUAUGCUGGAGAAUUAAACUUUGCAACUGCUCUUAAUAUGACUUUGUUCUUAAGACACGAACGAAGUCAUAUUGUAUGGAAUCCAGUUUUUCCAUUUCUUGACCUACUUGGAAGACGUCUUGAUAUGUCGCCGUUGCAUAGAAAGUUUGAGUUAUAUAUUAUAGAACUUUUAGUUCCAUUGUAUGAGAACUUGGGCCAUGAAAAUGUUAAUGAAGACAUAUGGAAAACUGACAUGCGAAAAUUAACUAAAACAUUUUUAUGCCGUGCGGGCUAUUUUCCGUGUUUGCGGGCUGCGCAAAAUGCGUUUAAAGUUUGGGUUAACAGUUCUAAUCCAAACUUUGAAAUUCCGGUACCCUUCGAGUACAUCUGUCCGGUGUUUAAGUGGGGCUCUAUGAAUGAUUGGAUGUUUGGACUGGAACGAAUAAAUCAGUUUCCAAAACUUCGUCUUCAAAGUGAAAGGACCUUUUUACUUAAAAUGCUGGCAGGAUGCCCCAGACAGCGUGAAAAAAUUAAUUAUAUACUUGAUCUGGCCAUUCUAAAAAAUAUUUCAUUAUUCACCGACAGCGAUAAAAUAUUAAUCAUUAAUAUGGUUACCAUGCAAUCCAUUGGUUACACAUCACUAUUGGACUUUCUUUCGACCAAUUGGGAUUAUGUACAUCAAAAGUUUCAAAAUAAAACAACCCUUUGGAUUAAGCUUAUUACUUCUGCAACUGGAAAGUUUUCAACGCAAGAUGGUUACGAUAUGGCCAAAAACUUUUACGAUAAAUAUAACGGUCAGUUUGGCAUUGCAAAGCACCUUGUGGAGACAUCUCUUCGAAAUAUCAAAGAAGAAGUUCAUUGGAGUGAACAAAAUUUACCCGUAAUAGAAGAGUGGAUUGACAACUUUUUGGCUGACACCCAAUAAAAAUACAUAAAAAGUAAUACUUAUUCAAGAAUAAAAUGAAUAAUUUGAAUAUUU
Molecule: messenger RNA, 3074 nt
Organism: Drosophila biarmipes
Lineage: Eukaryota; Metazoa; Arthropoda; Insecta; Diptera; Drosophilidae
Product: glutamyl aminopeptidase
Exons: 14
Coding region: 192-3020 (942 amino acids)
Biological process (GO): proteolysis; peptide catabolic process
Cellular component (GO): cytoplasm
Molecular function (GO): peptide binding; metalloaminopeptidase activity; zinc ion binding
Source: RefSeq, a predicted model, not a curated record